Molecule: messenger RNA, 1008 nt
Organism: Bolinopsis microptera
Lineage: Eukaryota; Metazoa; Ctenophora; Tentaculata; Lobata; Bolinopsidae
Product: sushi, von Willebrand factor type A, EGF and pentraxin domain-containing protein 1-like
Exons: 6
Coding region: 1-1008 (335 amino acids)
Source: RefSeq, a predicted model, not a curated record
AUGGCGAGUUCCUGCUUUCUUAUCUUCCUUGCAGGGGAGAUAAUUAGAACUACUGCUGUAAAUGAAGGUUGGUUACCAGUCGAACGUGAGGUGGAAAUAGAGUGGGAUCUUGAGUCGACACCUUUAGAAGUUAAAACCAAUAGUGUGCUGGGGAGUGACGAUCAAGUGGCUGUGUGGCUCUACUCUGCUGGGGGAGAGUUUGCAGGAGCAGUCGGCCUCUGGUUCUUCUCUACUCCACAAUGCUGGGUAUCCUGGUGCGGCACAUUCUGGAUUAACCUCCCUGUUAAUCCCCCCUCUCCUACUGACAAGGUUUGGCGUAUCACUCUAACCAGAACUGCAGGUGUCAGACUAGUGAUACACUGUAACGAGGUGGAGGUGCUCAACAUACUGCUCUCUCAAUCAACUUGUAGUGGCAGUGACUGGAGCACGUACUGGAAUAGAGACGUGACAAAGAUAAAGUUCUGGUCCGUCGACACAGCAUCUGAUUACUACGGACCACAACCAGAAUGCAAAGUGCUCGUCAUACUAAAUGCAUCACCCAUUGAAAGGGUGAACGUGAACACUGACGUCACUGUCACAUGCUCCGAAGGGUACAUUCUGAACGGUCCGGGGGUGGUCACGUGCCAGUCAGAUCAAUCCUGGUCUUCAGUACCUCAAUGUGAGCCUUGCCGAGGGGGAACGUAUAGAUCAGCUGACUCAACAGUUUGUGUACCAUGUGAUGAUAACACUAUUAGUUCUGAGGGAGCCAGUCAAUGUGAUAAUUGUGGGGAAAAACAAGUAGCGGAAGAUGGGAACACCAAAUGUGCGGGGCGCUGUGAAAAGGAAGAGUUAGACAAGAAGUUUGAAGUUCCCUCUGCCCUGAACGAAACAACUGCGGAGACCACUGUUGUUAACGUAACGUGUGUCAGACCUAAGCGCUACGUUCUGAUGGGCGAAACAAGCAUCACGUGUCAGCAUACUGGUACCUGGUCCCAACAACCACAGUGUAGAAAAUGCGGUUACCUUUAG